GAGAUGAAUCGAACGCCUCAGGACUGCCGAGCAUAAGCAGAUAGAGCGGUUUUGGAUAAUCCUCGCGUCUCAUCAGCGCUCAGUAACGCGCAUACGUCAUCCCUCUCUUGUCCUGCAGACUCAUGGACUGAAGCAGCAGCAGCAGCGCCGACAGCACCGUCGCAUCCCACUGAAGUAGUAACCAGAGCGACAGAACUGCACAGCCUUGACCAUUAGGAAAACGUCCAGCCUAAAACAGGCACUGCUAUGUUGAAACGCGUUAGAUAUGACUGAUGUCGAGGUGACAUAUGAAGACUUCAUCGCAUCUGGAAGGACCGGCAGACGCAAUGCUGUCCACGACAUCCUGGGAACCUCCGGCGGCCUGGACGCCAGCGGACUCUCCCAAACUCUGUCUGAGCUCAAUAUCAGCAAAGCAGAGGCAGGGAACGACGAAGAGAAAAGCCAGAGCUUGGCAGACUCCGACUCCAAGCAGGAAGAAGGCAAAGGAGAAGGUACAUAACAGACUUCAGUGACAGAAUCAGGAGAUACCCCCUCUAGUGGCUGAUUUUAAAACCGAGCGUGGAGGGGUUGACGUUGAAAGUAACGGAGCAUCCCACUCCCUUAAGGAAUCCGGAUGGAGGAGACUCUGCUUUGAGGAAGCUGCUGUGAAAGGCUGGGCCUUAAGAAUCGCAGCACGGCCGUUUUUUUAAUGGCGUACGCAACUUUAGCUGAUGUAGGUAUGAUUUUUACUUAGAAAUUCACUUUAGUUGUUUGGUACCGGUGGGACUUGGGGGUCACAAGUAAUGACGCUCUUGGGAGAUCACACGGAUCUUAUUUGGAAUGCCACCCACAGAACUCUUGAUUAACUGCCAGAGUAGCGCAGCUGAUACGCACUCAACGUUCAGUCAUUUUAUAGGUGUAGUGAUGUAAUAGUAAUAUCAGGUUUUGAUAUUAAACUGUGCUGUCUUUGAUAUCACGUUGAUAUUCACAUAAUAUAAGUGCUGCACUUACACUCACUGAGUCUACGACGGUCUUGCAUGGCACUGCUCCUGACAGAAUACCUGUGUGUAACCGUUCACAUCCCGCAAAGGACUAAAUCAUUCGUGGUCCGAGCAUUUGCAGAUUGUGGUGAUGCUAAUUCCUUGAGUGUUUUAUGACGAUACUUCUUCUUGUAUUAUGAAAUCUAGCGUGAUCUGAAGUCUGACUGACACUGCCUAAUAACCCUUUUUAAAAUGUGUUCAAUAGAGCUUGCCUUAUCAAACCUCUGCCCAUAUUUCGUCUUCCAGUCAUUAGCUCUAUGUCCUUGAUUUUGCAUAAAUAUAAUUGAUGAUAUUUUCAUCUGUGGGUAUGUAAAUAUUUGAAUAAAUUCAAGCAAUCUUUGGGACAAA
This is a messenger RNA of Puntigrus tetrazona (Sumatra barb), 1367 nucleotides long. It is a transcript of the gene pkia, whose product is annotated as cAMP-dependent protein kinase inhibitor alpha. The coding region runs from base 266 to 499 and encodes 77 amino acids. Lineage: Eukaryota; Metazoa; Chordata; Actinopteri; Cypriniformes; Cyprinidae. The transcript has 3 exons. The record is from RefSeq and is a predicted model, not a curated record. Gene Ontology annotation, biological process: negative regulation of cAMP-dependent protein kinase activity. Gene Ontology annotation, cellular component: nucleus; cytoplasm. Gene Ontology annotation, molecular function: cAMP-dependent protein kinase inhibitor activity.